Messenger RNA from Opisthorchis viverrini, 363 nucleotides. RefSeq lists its product as hypothetical. The annotation marks the transcript as partial. The transcript has a single exon. NCBI's taxonomy places the organism in Eukaryota, Metazoa, Platyhelminthes, Trematoda, Opisthorchiida, Opisthorchiidae. The record is from RefSeq and is a predicted model, not a curated record.
GCUUUAGCAAAUCCUACUCCACCAGAAUCAUCCAAGCCGACAGCCGAUGGCGAUGAACCCAAUGACAGUGCCACUAACCCGACGUCAGCUGUCCCGAUCAAUGGCCUAAACGCAGGGGAGACCGUGGAACCAAACCCAGCGGAAUCUCCGUCCACGAAACCGACUGCUGAUCAGAUAGCAAAAGCAAAAGCGGCGUAUAACAAGGCGAAACUGCUGCAUGCGACCUACCUGGCUUUGUCGGGCCGUGCAGCGGAGGCCAAACAGCAGUUCCAGAGCGUUUUUGCUGAGGGAUCUGGUGCGGACACGGUGGUGCGAGUGAAUGCACUGAUCAAGUCAGCCUGUUUGUCUAUGUCAGUAGAUCAG